CUUCCUGCUUUGCGGCGUGAAAGCUCUCAAGUCUCAACUGCAGCUUGAGAACACGAAGAGACGAUAAGCAGAGCCUUAAACAACUCUACAGGGGGCUCCGUACCGUGCAGAUGAGAGCGAAAGUCGAAUACAGUCAACGGUCUGUAAACCUUGUCACUCCAACUCGAUUCAUUGAAUCAGCUCUCACAACGGCGGAGAAAACAUGGUGCACGUAUACAAUUGCCACCCUUACGCCUCACAGCAGAUAGUACAGGUGGAGCAGGAGCCUGUGUUGGUCUGCUGUGGAGGCGGUGCCUUGUUUGUGGUCACCACUGGAGGAUGCAAGGUGGAAGCCUACAAUCUGGAGCAGGAAGGCUGCCCUCUUAUCUGUCGCUUCGCUACCAUGGGCACUGUGAGGAGCAUCGUGCACAGUGACAUCGGAGACUACCUGGUCAUCGUUGAGGAAAAGAACAGUGACACCUACCUGAGAGCCUAUACCAACUGGCGUUACCAGGCUGAGGAAAAGGCUCGUGUUGGUGUACGCUUGUUGGGCCACCUGCUUCGAGGGGCGUCUCAACGGGGCGGAGUACAGAUGGAGAUCAUUGAGAUUCCUUUAUCGGACCAUCCUGUUGCUGUUGCGUGUUGUUCAGUUACAGGUGACCUCCUGGUCGGGUGUGACAAGACUCUGGUUCUGUUUACUUUGAGAAGACCGAACCAUCAAAACGUGCAGAACAUACAACACCCUUCAAAAACCCAGCAGAGCUCCAGUCAGAGUCCAGAGAACACUUCAAACCAAAACUGUUCCUUUAUGGACUUUGAACGCUCUGUCAUCCUGCAUCUUCCGGGAACUAACCCUAAACAGGUGGCACUCUGUGCAGGAUAUGUAGCUGUGCAAGCUGACCUGGAGGUGCUGGUCCUGAAACUGGAUGCUAAGUAUGAGCCAAAAGACCUGGAACUGGAGGAGUCAUCCGAGGCACCAAAAGAUGAUCAAGCUGAGGACCAGGCUGACUUCCUGCUCCUUCCAAGACACCAGGAGUUGCUCGGUGAACGAGCUAAAAAUUGCGAUAUCUCUGUCAGCAUCGAGAAAACAGGGCUGGAGGAUAGAGGACAAAACACUGUCUCCUAUGUCCUGUUCAGGCGUUUCACUCCAGAUUACUUUCAGGGCUGCAGUGUAGAAGAGACACACCUUCACUCCCUGAAACUCCAACCAUUAUUUACAAGGUGCCAGUCUCGGGUUGAAGAACCAACUUGUGUGUUCUGCUUCUUCUCCCUUCCCACCACUGGCUACCUGUACAGUCUGAAAGGUGGAGUUGAGCUUCUCUCAACAUAUCAAUAUCCAGAGAAGGUCUUGGAAGCAGUGCUGACAGACUACCUGCUACAUGUCAUUACCAAGAGUGCGCUGCAGUGCUUCACAGUGCGUUGUGCAGCAGUUGCAGCCAGAUUUGAGGACCCCUACAUCGAUACUACAAUGAGGGCUUGUCCACCCUGCGGGCUUGAAGUGUGUGCCCUCAGGAUGCAGCUGUUUAUUGGCCUUCGCUCUAUGUGUGUGUACGGCCGUCACAUCAUCCUAUUCUCUACCGCUGACACUGAGACACCGGAGGAGACUGAACGCAGUGUACAGCGCAGAGGCCUCAUGUUGAAAGAACACAUCAUGCUGACUGGCAUUUUCCUGGCGGUGGGAAUCGAUCCCACAGCCACGGCAGCUCUGGAGAGCCUGCUAUCACGUCGCUUCCUGAGCAGGAAGUGGACAACGUCUGUUCCCAAGGAGACCAGCGCUGUAGGACAUGGAUGGAACCUCUAUGUGGUUGAUACAGUCCCUCCACUCACUCUUUACCAAGAGAUGGUUGAAUAUAGCGAGCAUUAUGCACAGCACAACCAGCAUGCCCAGAGUCUUUGGCACCUUCUCAGUGAAGCUCACCUACUCCUCCGUGCGGCCUUGAUCCAGUCUUCACAACUGCAGGGCUGCAGCAAAAGUGGUCCCGCAGACAGCCAUCUUGAGAGACAGUUCAUUGUUCAGACUCACAGACCAGAGAUGGACGAGGCAUUCAGGGAGAACUGUGCACAGCUGGGAGACUGUUUCAGCAGGGGAAGCCAGAGACACUGUCAUCAGGCGUUGCCAUAUUACAGAAUGUCCGGCCUGUCAGUCAUUGAUGUCAUGGCCAGGAACCACCCCCUUCCAAGCAGCCCUCACUCCUACGGCCCAGGCUUUUUGUUUUACCUGAAGCAUUACCUUUUGGAAGAGACUGACCAGCAUCUCAGUCAGGAAGCAGCGGAUGAGGUGAUGGACAUUUUUAGCCAAUCAGAACCCUCCCAGCUCAUCAGUGUGUGCGCCAGCCCCACCAUGACAAACGUCAACCCUGCACGGACACUUCGAAUCUUGCAAAAUCUAGAGGACAGCGCGGGCGUGUCUGUUGCGCUGACAAUCACCAUGGCAACCAUGCUGCUGCGUUUGGACGAUCUGCCACAGUACUCACAGCUAAUGGAGAGACAUGCCGAGAUGCUGUUGGUGUACGGCUUCAUUGAGGAGCCAAGGCUGUUGCUGCAUGGAGGAUGUGGAGGCCAGCACAUAAACACCUGUCCCACAGCGUUAACCCAACAGAUGGCAAAGUCCCAGCCUGGCUUGCUGAUGGCUGCCAUGGUGGCUCUGCAUGAGAACAACAAAGUUCAUCUUGAACAAGUGGAACAUAUGUUUCAGGUGCUGGGCUGUGAAUACAGCUUACAGGUGGAUUUCUGGGAGGCCAUGCUUAUGGCCUCAUCACACGAAGCUGUCAUUCAAGAGCUUCUGUUCAGAUUGUCUUCUGUCUACAUCGACCGACUUAUACACACAAACACAGACAAACGUCUGCACGAACCUCCAGCACACAGGUCACUAAAGAGUGCAGAUGAUCUGAUCAAUUCCUGCUCCCAUUAUGGGCCUUUGUAUCCAUGGCUGACUGUUCUUAGUCCACCUCACAGUACCAGCUUCCAACACCAGGAGGCGUUGCACAAGAUGCAGUCGCUCCUAUGUGGACCAUCCUUGUUUGUGGGCGCAGUGACGCCGUUGUUGGAAAGUUUGUCAGACAAACCAUUAUGGGGCUUCAGCUUGCACCUUCUCUGUGCCACCAGAAGAGGGCAAUAUGACUGCGGGAUUGAAGAGCUUCUGGACCGAUGCCCCCAAGCAAUUAUAGCCUACGCCAAUCACCACUUGCAAGAUCAAUACAUGGAUUUAUGGUGGCAGAAGCUGCUCCCAGAACUCUGCAAUCGGACAAGAAUUGCAACAGACAACAGCAUUCUGUUGGCUGCUCUCAAAGAGACGCUGGUUGUGGUUGCCAUGGAGACAAGUCCUACACAGUUCCUGGAUCUGAUACCUGAUGACGGCACAGCUUCGUACUUCUUACCUCACUUGUUGACCUGCAGCCAGAGACACUUAUUGGCCUAACACACACACACACACACACGUUACAAUUCUAUACAAUAAACAGGGUAAUAUACAGGAAAAGAUAUUGCUUAUUAGGGGUUGAAUGACUAGAUAUUUUCUGUAAGCGACUAUAAUGUGAUGAAAGUCAUGUUGAAGUUGGUUAAUAGAUGACGUCAUUGAUAUAUUUUUAGCACAGUAAGGCGUUCCCCAACCUUUUUUGCACCACGACUGAUUUCAUGUAAAGACAUAUUUCGGCUCAGAAACAACAAAUGAUUAAAAAUCCAAAUCACCAUUACGCUAAAUAUACAAUGAAGGAAAUAAUUAUUUGAUCCCUCACCGAUUUUGUAAAUUUACCCACUGACAAAGACAUGAACGGUUUGUAUUUUUAAUGGUAGGUCUAUUUUAACAGGAAGAGACAGAAUACCAAAAAGAAAAUCUAGAAAAUCACGUAAGAAAAAAGAUUCAAAUUAUUUAGCGAUUCGUUGAUGGAAUUAAUUAUUUGACCCUCUAUCAAACAUUACUUGGUGGAGAACCCCUUGUUGGCCAGUACAGAGGUCAGACGUUUCUUGUAGUUGAUCACCAGGUUUGCACACAUUUCGGGAGGAAUUUUCGACCACGCGUCUUUGCAGAUCCUCUCCGAAUCCUUAAGGUUUUGAGACUAUGCCUUGGCAGCUCGAAGCUUCAGCUCCCUCCACAGGUUUUCUAUGGGAUUUAUGGCUGUCGACUGGCAUGGCCACUCCAUGGCCUUAAUAUGUUUCUUCUUUAGCCACUCCUUUCUUGGUUGUGUACUUUGGGUCAUUGUUGUGCUGGAAGCUCCCUCCACGACACAUUUUACAUUUUCUGGGUGAGAGAAGGAGGUUGCGGUGACGUUGACCUGUCCCCGUUUGCAGAGAAACACCCUUAAAGCAAAAUUCUUCCACCUCCAUGCUAGACUGUGGCGAUGGUGUUCUUGGGGUCAGAGUCUGACUUCCUCUUUCUCCAAACACAGCGAAUAAAAUUGAUUCCAAGCAGUUUGAUUUUGGUGUCAUCUGACCAAAUCAACUUCUCCAGGUCAUCCAUCCUCAAUACUGCUUAUUCUGUUCAGGGUUGCUGCAGUCUAUCCCAGCUGACUUCAGGCGAAAGGGGGACUACACCCUGAACUGGUCGCCAGACAGUCGCAGGGCACAUAUGGGAACGGACAACUAUUAGCACUCACAUUCACACCAUCACUGAGUGGGAACUGAACUCACGACUUUACAGGCGCUGCAGUAUUUUAAUCCAUUACGGUGUAGUGUUUUAUCUGUGUUUGUCUUGGUGAUUGUGGUCCCACUUGCCUUGAGAUCAUUAACAAGCCCCUCCCAUGUAAUUCUGGACUGAUGCCUAACCUUUCUCAUGAUCAUUGAUACUCCCCACAAGGUGAAAUCUUGUGUGGAGCCCCAGACUGGGAGAUUGGCAGUCCUUGUGUUUAUUCCAUUUUCUAAUUAUUGUUGUCUCCUUCUCACCCAGCCUCUUGCCAAUGGUUUUGUAGCCCAUUCCAGCCUUGUGCAGGUCUACAGUCUUAUUGUCCCUGACGUCCUUAGAAAGUUCUUUGGUCAUGCCCUUGAUGGAGAAGGUUGUGUCUGAUUGAUUGGUUGUGUGGCCAGGUGUCUUUUAUACAGGUAACAAUUUGAGAGAGAUGUCUUUUAUACAGCGAACGAGUUUAGAUUAAGAGUACUUUCUUAAAGUGCGAGGACUAAUCUGUGGGAGCCAAAAUUAUUUGUCAAUAGAGGGUCAAAUACUUAUUUCCCCCAAUGAAAUAUAAAUACAUUAUAUUUUUUGUGAUUUUCUGGAUUUUCUUUUAGAUAUUCCGACUCUCAUUGUUAACAUAAACCCACCAUUAAAAUUAUAGACUGCUCAUGUCUUUGUCAGUGGGUGAACCUACAAAAUCAGUGAAGGACCGAAUAAAUAUUUCCCUCACGGUAGUUGUUGUAAUUAGUGGGAACCCAGUGCAUGUUUUUCUCUUCAGCGAGCCAGCCGGUCUCACCUUGUGUUCCAUAGCAUAGCUGUUCUGAGAUGGGACACUGUAGCCAGGUUCCAAAAAUGUUUUACCUUUUCUGUUUCACUAGUUGAAGAUAGACUUGCAUUUACGCUUAAAGCACAGUAUGGCUGCCAUAUGCCGUACUGCGACAAUUGUUACAGCACUUUGUCGUAAAGCGACAAGUGUCAUUAGGUUGCUUGUGUUUUGUGAUAUGAGUAAAGUUCUCGUUAUGACACAGUUGUUGUCCACGGAUGAUUGGACAUUAUUGAAGAUGGAGCGUCACUUUGCACCGAUGCCUUUUGUUUGUUGCCGCCAGUCCUUUGGUCCCGAUGGCAUGAAUACAGUAAUCCCUUGCUGUAUCCUGGUUCAGUGCAUCACAAAUUUGUAUUUAUUUUUAUGUAGUUAUUUUAAAAGGUCACUGUAGUGCAUCUACUCACCUGCACAUCUCAGAUACCGCUAGCCUUAUUGGCUAUAUGAUUUUAAUGUGGCAGCAAUGACUCACAUAACGUCAAUUGGGCCUUUUCUUAACGGAUAAAGACAUCUCACUGAGUAAUAUCAACUCAUACAUUUGGUAAUUCACCAAACUGCUUGAGGAUACAAAGAACAUGGCCGGAAAAAGUCACUGUUUAAAACACAUGGCAAGGCAAAUUUAUUUGUAUCGUGCAUUUCUCGUACAAGGUAAGUCAACGUGCUUUACAUGAUCAAAAACAUUUGAAAACAAAGUAGAAAAAAUUAAAAGACCGCUUGAAAAAAAAAAUGUCGUACAGGGCAAGAGAAAUCAUUUAAGAAAUGGAAAUAGUCUAAAAUGCCCAAUCAUAAGCAUGAGAAAAAAAUAAUAGUUUUUAGCCUGAAAUUAAAAACCUUGACACAGGGGGUUGACUUCACUUCUCUUGGCAGCUUAUUCCAUUUGUGUGCAGCAUAACAGCGAAAUGCUGCAACACUUAUUUUGCUUUGGACUCUGUGCUCCACCAUCUGACCUGAGUCUGUAGAUCUUAGAGCCCUAUUGGUUUUACAAUCCAUAAGCAUUUCUUUCAUGUUUUGAGGACCUAAACUAUUUAUUCAUUUAUAGACCAGUAGCAGAACUUUGAAGUCAAUUAUAUAGCUGACUGGGAGCCAAUGUAGAGACUUUAGAACUGGAGUAGUGUGUUCUGAUUUCAUAGUUCUGGUCAGAACCCGAGCUGUAGCUGUUUAAUGCUCUUUUUGGGGAGUUCAGUCAAAAAAACAUUACAAUAGUAAAUUCGACUUGAGAUAAAAGCAUGGAUGAGCUUCUCCUGGUCUGCUUGGAACCUGCAAGCCUUCACUCUAGAUAUGUUCUUCAGCUGCUAGAAUGCUGUUUUACUGAUGGGAUUUGAUAUGACUGCUGAAAGUCAGAUUGGAAUCUAUCAGCACAUCAAGGUUUUGCACUUGGUCUGGGGUUUUUAAAGAGAAGUAUUUCCUAACAGCAGCCUUCUUAACUGCCAAAAACAAUUACCUCGGUUUCAUUGAAGGAAAUUUUGGUUCAUCCAUUUAUUUGUUUUAGACAGUGACACAAGCCACUGUCCAAGUUUUAUAAAACCAAUCUUAAACCGAUAAAUAGCUAAUGCACACGUACGAAUAUCGACAGGAUUAAAUGCAUGUCAUGAUUUUCUAUAACUACAGUACUGUAGUUAAAAACAUCACCGCAGUGAAUUAUAGGUUCCCAUAAGGUUUUUUGCUAACUACAUUGCCAGAACCUGUCACGGUGAGAAACGUUGCCACUGUAUAAGGCAUGACAUCGCCUGUUCCCACCACGGCCACAUGGGCUGUUGUUCACUUUGCUGAAGCAGAGCACGAAUGCAUACAGUAGGCCUUUGUAGAGUGUGUGGGUGGUGACCUCAAGUGGACAAAGAAAAUACCUGCACCUCAAUAAAGUAUCCCAUAUUGGCACUGGAUUGCAUAUAUGAAACAUAAAUGUAUACAAUAAUGAAAAAAUUGAACUCUACAUCACAGAUGUCACAUAUUGCAGGUUUUUUCUGGAACGUAACACCCGCAAAGAAUAAUUUAUUCGGACUUUUAAGACGAGCUACAAUCAGAAUGGGCCAAGCUAGGGAGGCUAACCAAAAUGUAGCCCUAUGGGGGGCACAAGUCAGUGCAAACUGUAGGCCGGUCCCAAGCCCGGAUAAAUGCAGAGGGUUGCGUCAGGAAGGGCAUCCGGCUUAAAACCUUGCCAAACAAAUAUGAGCGUUCAUCCAAAGAAUUCCAUACCGGAUCGGUCGUGGCCCGGGUUAACAACGUCCGCCACCGGCGCCGUCAACCUGCGGGGCGCCGUUGGAAAUUCAGCUACUGUGGGUCGAAGUCAAAGAAGAAGAGGAUGUGGAAAGCGGGUUCUUCGGCAGAAAGAGAAGAGGAAAACACAGAGCCUAGAACUGAAUGUGGGGACUUUGAAUGUUGGGACUAUGACAGGAAAAUCUCGGGAGUUGGUUGACAUGAUGAUUAGGAGAAAGGUUGAUAUAUUGUGUGUCCAGGAGACCAGGUGGAAAGGCAGUAAGGCUAGAAGUUUAGGGGCAGGGUUUAAAUUAUUUUGCCAUGGUGUAGAUGGGAAGAGAAAUGGAGUCAGGGUUAUUUUAAAAGAAGAGUUGGCUUAGAAUG
Phycodurus eques (leafy seadragon) is the source of this 7979-nucleotide messenger RNA. RefSeq names its product HPS3 biogenesis of lysosomal organelles complex 2 subunit 1 (gene hps3). NCBI's taxonomy places the organism in Eukaryota, Metazoa, Chordata, Actinopteri, Syngnathiformes, Syngnathidae. The record is from RefSeq and is a predicted model, not a curated record. Gene Ontology annotation, biological process: organelle organization. Gene Ontology annotation, cellular component: cytoplasm. The transcript has 25 exons. The coding region runs from base 203 to 3397 and encodes 1064 amino acids.